UCAUUCAUUAUAAUAUUGUCUGGGUCGAUAUUUAUUUCAAAUAAGUCUCAAAAUGUUCAAAUAUUUGUUGGUUUUACUAAUAACAAUCGGCCUUGUAAUAGCUGUGGCAAUAACAAUAAUAUUCAAACUUCUCGUCAAAAAGCCUUUUCAAAUAACAAAACUACCGCACCUUGCAUUCAAAAAUGUAAUCAAUCUAAUGGCUAUUAAUGAAGCAGUCAAUAUGGCUGAGACCUCAAAAAAUGUUCGAAGCAGAUUGAAACAAGUGAAUCGUAAAAUUUUCAAACUAAUCAUUGAAUGCCACGAGGACUUUUCUGGCGUGGAGAAUGCUCCCUUUUGUCAAAGAGUAAUAGUUUUGGACACAGAGAGAAAUACGCGAUUUGUGUAUCAAUUUAUGAUGAAUGAAGCACGAAAACAAAGAAUCGACUGGGCAACACACUAUGACGUCAAUUACUAUAUCAACUUUUUUUGCACGAACUACAAGAAAGAGAACAAGUUGCCAUGUAUGCCUUAUAAAACUUCACAAGAGUUAAUCAGUUACUUGAGUAUUUUAAAUGACUCAUUUUCAAUCGAUCAUGUCGAUUUGGCAAUUGACCGCGAUAGAAUGUUUGGGGAAUAUCGGUGCGCGUUGGAGCACCCUUUAAUUCGAAAAUGCCAUUUUCUCAAACUACUUGGAGAUGAUUCGUACAUUACUACAGAAGAUAUGAAAUUUAUAUUAAAUUAUCUUGAUUUGAAGCAUGGACUUCUUAUUCGCUGUUUACAAUGCCCCUUGUUCAACUCAAAACUGUUGUUUAACAUUCCUCGGUUGGAUUUGUAUAGAAACCAAUACUUCACUGUAGACGAUUUGAAAAAUAUGAAGUGUGAAAAGAUCCGAUUGUUUAAUCUUACAAUGAUGCCGAAAAAACUUAACAAGUACAUUGCCUAUUGGCUAGCCGGCAACUUGCCGAAAUUACGAAGAUUUCAAUUGAACUCUUGGUUUGAUGGAUGGACUGAUGAUUUAUUAAAUGGUUUACCACAUUCCAAAUGGAAUCCGAGACGUCGAGCAAAAGUCUACUGGUGA
Molecule: messenger RNA, 1057 nt
Organism: Caenorhabditis elegans
Lineage: Eukaryota; Metazoa; Nematoda; Chromadorea; Rhabditida; Rhabditidae
Gene: T27A1.3
Product: F-box domain-containing protein
Exons: 5
Coding region: 53-1057 (334 amino acids)
Source: RefSeq, marked reviewed